This is a messenger RNA of Pollicipes pollicipes, 585 nucleotides long. RefSeq lists its product as uncharacterized. Bases 19 to 585 code for a protein of 188 amino acids. Lineage: Eukaryota; Metazoa; Arthropoda; Thecostraca; Pollicipedomorpha; Pollicipedidae. The record is from RefSeq and is a predicted model, not a curated record. The transcript is spliced from 5 exons.
CGGUGCGCGGCGCCCGCCAUGUGGACUGUGGCGACCUGGCUUCGGCUGCUGAUGUACUUGGUGUGUGGCGAUUCGACACAAGGUGUUCACUUCAGGGAACGUCGUACCGCUUCGUCUCCCACGCAUCCAACAGCUUCUGUGACAACGGUGGUCGGCCUGGCGGGCCGUGAGGUUGGCCUGCCCUGUGACAUGAGCGCACCUGCAGGCGACGUUACCCUUAUCGUCCUCUGGUACACGGCACACUCAGACACACCGGUGUACAGCUAUGAUUUACGGAACCGGCUGGAGGAGAAGAGGAAGUGGCACAACACUUCGGUGUUCGGGUCGCGCGUGGACUUCGUGCCAGGUCGACGUCCCGCCGUGCUGACGCUGCGCCACAUUAGCCGCCAAGAUCAGGGCCUGUACAAGUGCCGGGUGGACUUCCAGCACUCGCGCACUCGUAACGCCCUGGUCAACCUAACCGUCAUAGUCGCUCCAGAACACGUGAGAAUAGUCGACCCUCAAGGCCGAAUACUGGACACAGUGGCGGGUACUUUCAGCGAGGGAGACAGGCUGGAGCUCAAUUGUCGAGUCAAAGGAGGCUGA